CAAGUUCAGUGCCAUGAACCUUUCUGGUUGACUUCCAUGGAGGGAGGCUGGAAUGAGCUUUGUCCUGGGGUGACACUCUUCCUUGUCACUGAUUAACCAGCUUUGUAGGAAGGCUGCUGCACUGACAACCUGCUCUGCCUGGAGAGUGAUACCUGGCCAGACUUUGGCGAGCAGAAAAAAUGUCUACUCGCUACCACCAAGCUGCUAGUGAUAGCUACCUGGAACUUUUGAAAGAGGCUACCAAGAGAGAUCUGAAUCUUGCUGAUGAAGAUGGCAUGACUCCCACACUCCUGGCAGCCUACCAUGGGAAUCUGGAAGCCCUAGAAAUCAUCUGCAGCCGAGGAGGGGACCCCAAUAGAUGCGACAUCUGGGGAAAUACUCCUCUGCAUUAUGCAGCCUCCAAUGGUCAUACCCACUGUGUUUCAUUCCUGGUCAACUUUGGUGCCAACAUCUUUGCCCUGGACAACAACUUACAGUCUCCACUGGAUGCUGCUGCCAGCAGAGAGCAAAAUGAAUGUGUUGCUCUCCUGGAUAAGGCUGCCACUGCCCAGAAUAUCAUGAACCCCAAAAAAGUUAUCAGGCUGAAGGAGCAGGCUCAGAAGAAUGCUAGGAGGCAGAUCAAAGAAUGUGAGAAGCUCCAGGAGAAGCACCAAAAUAAGAUGGCUCGCAACUAUAGCAAGGAGGAAUCUGGGACUCUUUCUUCUUCCAAGGGCACUUUCUCCACGUCAUCCCUUUCAAAUGCUUCUGCUUCUGGUACAUUUGGGUCACUGUCUAAGGGCAUUAAAGACACCUUCAAGAUAAAGUUCAAGAAGAACAAAGAUACAGCGGAGCAGGUAGGAAAGGAGAGCAGAAGUGGGCAGAGGAAUGUGAUGGAAGUAUUCAGAGAAGAGGAAGAAGACGCAUCCUCAGGGAACUUCCAAGAUAAGCUCCAGUUCUCAGAAGAGGAGAAUGGAUGUGUGCAACAUGAAUCCAUUCUCAACCGUCCAGGUCUCGGAAAUAUUGUUUUUAGAAGGAACAAAAUAUCAAGUUCCGAAGACAUCUCAGACAGCAAGAGGGAGUUAGGGCUUAAAAUGAGCAGUGAAUUGCUACAGAGACAAGGAGCAGCAGACGCUGAUGAAGCUGAGGCUGAUAAAGAGGAAGAGGACAACAGCCAUGAAGAUGAGAUGCCUUGGGAUGAGGAUGAAGUGGAGUGGGAGGAAGAUGUGGUUGAUGCUACUCCUCUGGAAGUAUUUUUGCAGUCUCAUCAUCUGGGAGAAUUCCUUCCCAUUUUCAUGAGAGAGCAGAUUGAUCUAGAAGCUCUGUUGCUUUGCUCUGAUGAGGACCUUCAGAGUAUACAAAUGCAGCUCGGUCCCAGGAAGAAAGUUCUUAAUGCCAUAAACAGAAGGAAGCAGGUGCUACAGCAGCCUGGGCAACUGGUCGACACCAGCCUCUGAUGGAAUGUUGGGGUCCACAGGGUGAGCCUGCAGCAGCGGGGUGAUGCUGUGGCCCACUGGAAACACUCAGGCAACACCCCCUCUGCCCAAUGCCAGACCACCAGGAAUGGUUUCUAGGGAUUCAGAGAUACCCUCCUAAGAAAGAGGCCCAAACUGUACUCUGAGAAAUACUCUAUACCUGUGUACUCUGACCACCAGUGAGCAACUCAAGGAGACCUGGGAAUAAGAAAAUGGUGUUUCUCUUCAAUUAUCUUUUUGAUAUUUUUGUAUAUAGAAAGGGUUAAAUGGAUGACAGAGAAAGGAAAAACUUUCUUUACUUUUCCAGCUCUGGACUUAAAAAUUAUAAUCUCUCAUCACACAAGUGUGCUGUGUACUUCUGAUUCUCAAAGCCUGAGGACACCCAACUCCAGUUCUGUCCUUAGCUCUAUGACUUUGUCUGUUGGUGGAGACUUGAGUUCCUCCAUUGGCCUGAGACUUCAUGCCCAACUUAAAUGUGCCUAACCCCUUAACAGAUGUUUACAUGUUUACAAGUAAUGGACAUGGGUCUAUAAUACUCCUGCCUGGGAACUGAGAUAGAGUGGCAAGUAGGGAGAGUGAAGAAAGAAAUAGAAUACGGGGUACCUUUUAUAUAAUUUGAAUUGUAUCUCCCCCAAAUUCAUAUGUUGAAACCUUAAGCCCCAAUGUAACUGUAUUUGGAGGUAGGACCUUUAAAGAGGUGAUUAAGGUUAAAUGAUGUUAUAAGGGUCAUAAGGGACACAAAUGGAUGGUGUCCUUGUAAGAGGAAGAGUCACCGGGGAUGCACAUGCACAGAGAAAAGGUCAUGUGAGGAUACAGCAAGAAGACAGCCACCUGCAAGCCAAAGAGAGAGGCUUCAGGAAAAACCAAACCUUUCAACACCUUGAUCUUGCACUUCCAGCCUUCAGAGCUGUAAGAAAAUAAAUUUCUGUUGUGUAGGCCUCCCAGUCUCUGGUAUUUUGUUAUGGCAGUCUUAGCAGUCUAACAUAAUGCUGAAGCAAGAGGGUAAGAAUGGAGAGAAAAGGGACACCUGGGUGGCUCA
Molecule: messenger RNA, 2490 nt
Organism: Leptonychotes weddellii (Weddell seal)
Lineage: Eukaryota; Metazoa; Chordata; Mammalia; Carnivora; Phocidae
Gene: ANKS4B
Product: ankyrin repeat and sterile alpha motif domain containing 4B
Biological process (GO): brush border assembly
Molecular function (GO): protein binding
Source: RefSeq, a predicted model, not a curated record